UUAUUUGUUCGUGCUCACAGAUGUGUUGCAUCUUUUCUUUAUUGACUCGAUGAUUUAAGCCUUGUUCGAAGCCCAGCUGAUGUCCACGGUGCAUUUAUCUGGGAUAACCUGUCAGCUUCAUUUUUAAAACAUGAAGUCCUGCAGUAACCACGAGGGCAGCUCACUGAGCUGGGCCUUCACAUGCAGCAGUUUUCUGAUUUCUGAACGCUGCAACUUCCUGUAACUCUGCUGCUGGAACACCUGGAUUUCCACAAUAAAGCAUAUUUCUGUUCUAUAUUUCUAUGAGUGUUUACAGGCUGCAGGAUGUGUGGGUAGGCGGUAAAAAUGCCUUCUUUGGGAUUACAGUUUUUCUUGAUUGGUUAUAGUGUUUAAGCAAUCUAAUGAAGCCAAAUUUCAAAAGCAUAAUGCCACUUUCCAAAGAGCACACCCAUUUCCCUGAGCUAUGAACACUAUGAACCAUUCCUGUGGUCACUCCGAGGAGUUACUUUAGAACCUUAUGUCGUGUGCACCUCCAGGCCGAGGCGACGCCUGCCACUUUGGCUCAAACAACGACGGAUGGUGCGAUCUGGCACUGAUGUUCCUUGAGCAUGAAGUUCAGCUUGGAUCUCUUUAGAAGUCUUUCUGCGCUCUUUUGUUACCAUUCGGAUUAUCCAUCUCAAUUUCCCUCCUGCGUCCAGGGAGGUUGGCUCCCAUGGAUCUGAAAUUUGUGAAUGCCGUGCAGCUGUAGUCACAGGAACAUCUAGCUGCUUGGAGAUGGUCUUAUAUCUUUUACCUUUAAUCAUUUUGUCCAGGCCGGUUUCAUGCAUUUAUUUUUUAAAUAAUUCAUUUGAAGCAUGGUUGAAAAGCAGUGUCCAACUUUCAUUGGUUAAGAUUAAUAGAAUUUUUAUUUAUUAUUACUUUUGUCAGAUUAAAGUUAUUUCUGGGACCAUUGUGGGUACCACCUUUGUCUACGUCUGUACAUUGGUUGCAUUUUUUGUGUUCAAUGUGUACAACUAUGUUAUUGUGUGUGUGUUUUUGAGGCCUUGUGUGUGCUGUCUGUGGCAAAGUUUGGUUUUUCAGCAGGGUGAAUGGUUUUGAGUGUAGAGCUGCAUUUCAUCCUGAUAACACGAUGUUUGGGAAAUAUGGUGAGACGUUAUGGAUUUGUGUUUACUGUUUGGGGAAUACGAGGCAUAGUUUCAAGGACUGUGUUUAAGCACUCGAGGAAAACGGUAAUAAAGCUGAUCUGAGCACAGCAGCCGAGUGACCCUGAGCUCCUUAUUAGUGUUUAAAAUGAUAUCGUUAUGAGGCGGAGGAGGAAACGCGGCUUUUUGUCCACUUUAAUGAGCUCUGCAUAAAUAUUUGGAGGCUGGCUGAGAGUCCGGGCUGCUGCUCGGAGGGUCGAGGAACUCGGAUGGCAGAUCUGUGACUGCACUGCAGCACAUUUGUGUCAGAGCGGAGGUUAAUCAAAUAACAUGGAGGAAAAGAGAUGAUAUUAGGACUGUAAAUAAGCACUCUGACAGUGCUGGAAGUUUCCGUUUGCUUCUCUGUGCCUGCUGCAGUGUCUUCACUAACGGUAAUGCUGGGAGGAAGAUGAAGUUAAAACCCGUGUGGUGGUAACUGAAGCUGGGCUCAUCUUCUCUAAUGUGUCAUUACAUCCCACAUCUGAUGACGUCAGGACGAAGGCUGCAUGUAAACUGCUGCAGAUGGACUGAUGGACAGGCAGACAGCGGCAAGCUGAGCAGCUCCAACAUCCCCGGAAACAUGGAACCGACGCCUACUUUGCUCCGCCUCUCCGUCAACACCUCCCGUGUGCCUCCGCUCUCACCACCAUAUCCGUACAGCACCGCUCAGCUGGUCCUCAUUGCCAUGGUUACCACCUCCCUCAGCAUCCUCACCGUUCUCGGCAACACUUUGGUGAUCCUGUCCAUCAAAGUGAACCGUCACCUGCAGAUGGUCAACAAUUACUUCCUGCUGAGCCUGGCGGUGGCCGACCUGAUCAUCGGCCUGUUCUCCAUGAACGUGUACACGCUGUAUAAGCUGCAGGGCCGCUGGCUGCUGGGCCCCGUGCUAUGUGACGCGUGGCUCGUCCUUGACUACGUGGCGAGCAGCGCCUCGGUCCUGAACCUGCUGCUCAUCAGUCUGGAUCGGUACUUUUGCCUGACGCGACCGCUCAGCUACCCAGUGCGGCGGACGGGCAGGAUGGCGUGCCUGAUGAUUGCUGCCGCCUGGCUGCUUUCUUUCAUUCUCUGGGCUCCCGCCAUCCUGUCCUGGCAGACAGAUAAGGGCGGGCGCGUCGUCCCUAACGAUCAGUGUUACAUCCGUCUACUUGUUAGCCCUGCUGUUACUAUGGGGACGACUCUUCCCUCCUUUUACCUGCCGGCAAUCAUCAUGAUCGGCCUCUACAGCCACCUGUCAGUUGCCAGCUGCAGCCGAAUGAGUGUGCUCAUGCCAAACCAGGGUGCUCUCAGGGCUUCCAGUCCCUCCUUAAAAGACUUCCUGCUGAGGCGGCGAGGCAUGGAGACGAGAGACCCCUGCUCAGACCUGACCCCGAAUCAGCUCCAGUCCUGCACGCCAAAGACCAGAAGGAAGAAGAAGACAUGUAGAAGUCCAGAUGAUACAGCGCAGGCCGAGAGUAGCUGGAGACACUGGAAGCAUCCCUCUCAAACUGCUGUCAAACCCACCGGAGACGAAGACCACAACAAGACUGAAUCUGAAGACUCAUUCAACGCUGACCUCCACAGGGCGGCCUCGGCAGUCUUCUCCUCCUGCCCCGACAUCAGCUCACAUGAGAGGAGGCGGCAGCGAGUGAUAGCGAGGGAGAGGAGGGUCACGAGGACCAUCCUGGCCAUCAUCCUGGUAUUUGUCCUCACCUGGACGCCGUACAAUGUCAUGGCCGUUGUUGCUGCCUUCUGCCAUUGCCGCAUUCCUGACGCCCUGUGGACCACAGGAUACUGGCUGUGCUACGUGAACAGCACUGUCAACCCCGGCUGCUAUGCCCUGUGCAACGUGACCUUCAGAAAAACCUUCUGCAGCCUCCUGCGCUGCCGCUGCAGGCGGCUGUAACAGCACUGGUGUUUUUUUGUUUUGUUUUUGGCAGCUGGCUUUUUGCUUUCCUUUCAUGGAGUUUGGUCCUAUCGCAGGUUUCCAUCUAAAUGUAGAAGGAGAUUUAAGAUGGGCAAAACAAAUGCGAACAAAAGGUUGUUUCCAUCCUUGCAGCUCAGUGGUUGGUCUGACAAACAGCCGGUGGUGCAAAACGUCCUUAAAUCAAAGCAGAUAAUGCCAUCAUGUCUCCAUUUCCAGCUCAGAUGACAUGGCCUCUUAUCACAAUUUGGGCUGUAAAUGUUUGAUGUUUAUGUAGUUAAUUAAUCCAUCUACUUCCUGCUGCUUCUCCAUGAUGUGUUUAAUGAGCAGUGACUGAUGUAACAAGGCAUAAAUGCUGUCAAGGCUGCAGCUACUGUUCAUCUUUAUUAUUAAGAAAGUGUUUGGUAGAUGCAGCACAAUAAAGGAAAUAAAACGGCGUCAUUACUGCUAAGAAACACGUUUAAGGCUGUGAACAUGCUUAUUUCUGGUAGAAAGUUUUAACAUGAAAGUCUAUGACUCUGCUGGAGCCUCUAGUGGACUUUGGCUGCCUCAGAGGUUGCUUGGUGGAGACCAGAAGCAGAGUUAAAGCAGAUUUUUGUGUUUUUAGUUGAAACUGUAGAGGACCGAGAAUAGAACCCUGAGGAACUCCUGGAGAACUUACCGACACUUUAAAUGUGGAGAAGUCGAUCUGUCUGCUUAAAGAUUCGGGUCAC
Molecule: messenger RNA, 3773 nt
Organism: Haplochromis burtoni (Burton's mouthbrooder)
Lineage: Eukaryota; Metazoa; Chordata; Actinopteri; Cichliformes; Cichlidae
Gene: chrm4b
Product: cholinergic receptor, muscarinic 4b
Exons: 3
Coding region: 1621-3042 (473 amino acids)
Biological process (GO): adenylate cyclase-activating adrenergic receptor signaling pathway
Cellular component (GO): plasma membrane
Molecular function (GO): G protein-coupled acetylcholine receptor activity
Source: RefSeq, a predicted model, not a curated record